This is a messenger RNA of Symsagittifera roscoffensis, 3764 nucleotides long. RefSeq lists its product as uncharacterized. Lineage: Eukaryota; Metazoa; Xenacoelomorpha; Acoela; Convolutidae. Gene Ontology annotation, biological process: cell-matrix adhesion. The coding region runs from base 133 to 3603 and encodes 1156 amino acids. The record is from RefSeq and is a predicted model, not a curated record. The transcript has 10 exons.
UAUGUUAAGUGGUUUUUCGCAUUGUUUUGAAGCCAAUUUUUUACUAAGACUAAAUCAAAUUUUUGAAAAGUUGAAUAUUGUUAUUACAGUUUUUGAAGGUUAUUUUCCAGAAUUAUUUUCAACUGAAAGAACAUGUCUAGUUUUAAAAAGCUGAUUGUUCUUAUAAGACUGAUUAUUUUUCUUCACAUUGCCAAUUCGACAUUCAUACCCGAACCUUUCGACAUACUUAAAUUUGGGCCGGAAAACUCGGACAGCUUUUUGAACAAAAAGGCUGAUACUUGCUCAUUGGCCCGAAACAUAUCUCGUUCGGUGAAAUUUGGCGCCGACAGAUACACGACUCUGUAUGUGUGUAUGAACGGCAUCGUUGCUUUUGGAGAGCCUGUUACUUCCUUCAAACCUGAUGAGUUCGAUAACUUCACUACACCGGUUCUGGCUCCAUUUUUUGGCGAUAUAGCUGUCAGUGACAGUUUCUUGGAUGAAAUGUGCUUUGACAGCGCAAGCAGUUACUACGUUGAUUUUGUCUACAACGUGGAAACUAUUUGUUACCAGUACGCGUAUCGACCCCAACCGGAUCCGUACGUGGGCAUACAAUUUUAUACUGAUUAUAUGCUCGACUUGGAUUUGAAAGCAAAAAUUUAUGACCAUUUUGCGUCAAGGUCAACUUGGAGUGGCCUGACAGUUGAUUUUGAUGACUAUAUAACACGGCUGACAUUCGGAAAAGAUACAACCAAGUACCCAAACUUGGGAAACAAUAUCAUGUACCGUGAAAUGACAGUAACAGAUUUAGGAUCUGUCGAUAGUUUCAUUCGAAACACGCCCAUCAAAGAAGUGCGUAUAAAUUGGGGUUUUGUGGCCACGUGGUUCAAGGUUAGCCCAUUCCCCUCUCGUCUGGACUCAUUCAACACAUUCCAGGCGUCCCUGUUUUGUACUGCAGCUGAUCAGAACAGCGUUGUGGCGGAUGGAAAUGGUCGAUGUUUCGCGCUGUUCGAUUUCUUUGAGGUGCAGUGGACCACAACCCGAUGGCAAGAAAACCGAAACGCGAGAAGCGGACUCAAUGAUGGAAACGGUUUUAAAGUUGAACUACCUUUCUCUGGAACCCCAGAGAUGCGCAACUUGUGGGCUCUCUCAAACAUCAACAUGCCUGGAAUGUGGCUAUUCGAAAUAGGACAAAGUGAAGAUGUGCCAAGCAUAAGCGAUGUCGGGAGCUUCAGCGACUUGGAUUCGGAUUCACUCGUCAACUGCCCAGAUCCAAUCUUACCCGCGACAGCCCGCAUGUACGAGACGACUACGUUCAUAAUCAGUAAUUGUGUCCUCCCGGCGCAUGAUCAACUAGAAGCUCGCUUCACUGGUACCGACGAAGUGCUGGCUGAAAAUGUGACGUAUGAUCCGGAGACAUAUACUCUCAGCGUUUCCACGAACUGGUUGCACUAUGAACCAGUGGCAGUCACUAUCUGGAUGGAUGGAGCGGCGUUGAACUUGCACGACACCAAAAUGGUGUUUUUCCAUGCUAAAAUUGAGAGGGAUGAAAUAAGUGACAUCCUAUCAAUGGUCAUACAUAAUGGAAUUGUGAGUGUGGAAGUGCAUGGCGAUCAGGAGAUCUGCAAAGCAGAAAUGAGUGAAAAAAAUCUAAGCUCUAUUCUACGUUAUGGACCGCCUACCCGUGUGCCAGAUGACGGCCGACUUGUGAUGAACUAUACAAUUGAGGCCAACGAAGAAGGAGUUCGCUUCAUCCUCAUCAGUAUCUGCCAUUUCUCCUAUUCCCAUCCGAUCAAAGUCGAGUCUCCUAUGGCUUUGACGGCCGAAAUGUGUCACGAGUGGGACGAAUCCGAGAGCCGAAAGGACUACUCGUCGUGUGUCGAGGACUUGUCCAGGAAGUUCGGGUGCCCCAUGCAUCGAGACGACGUUGCCACGUGGCUUACCUGGCGAAGCGACGUUUGGUGGGCCCGACAAGAAGUUGAGAACGGACUGAAUGGGUGGGAAUACGAUAUUUGCUGCUCAGACGACACUGCCCAGAGAGAGGAGCUAAACAUGAUAGGGUUCUGCGACGACACUAUGUGUGAAUUUAACGAAGGUGCUAGUCUUUGUAUCAGAUCACCGAGGCUUGCAUGUACAGAGCAAAAUGAGCAGAAACUCAUAUAUGUUUCUAACCAGUGCUGUUACAGCAGAAAUGGUGCAUUGAUUCGUGAAGAUGACUUAGUUGGCGCAGGUCGUCUGAACUUGGAAGUAAACUCCAUGUCAAACAUGCCUUCGCAUUAUUCGAAAGAUCUGCGUCCAUUGGAGACUUGCAAGAAACUUCCGCCUCCAGAAGGGUAUCCGAUCACGCGAAAACAUCGUCCAGCGAUUCCUGGGAUGUACCGACCCAACCGAGCUGUUCUUUUGCGAGGAGACCCACACCUCGUCACUAUUGACGGAAUCCCAUAUGCGUUUAUGGGAGUCGGAGUUUACACCAUGCUCGAGACUUCUCUUCAGAACUCGACAGUAGUUCAAGCCAGCAUGCGAAGACUGGGCGAUGGAUCCGUUUUCUCCGGACUUGCUGUUUCGUUCGAAGAUAACUCCCUUGAAUGCUAUAUAAACUCAAGAGGAGAGUUUUCGUACGCAUUGAACGGAAACAAGAUGACGCUCGAUGGUCCUAGAGAGCUCAUUCUAUUUGGAUUCAUCAUACGGCGGAACGAAAACAACACUUUUUUCAGCUUUACUUUGCAGGAAAACAAUCUGAUUAUAGAAAUUUUGGUGACCGGAAAGUUCAUAAACUUUGUGGUCUCACCACCCGCUGAGUUCAAAAUGAACAUGGACGGUCUGUUGGGACAUUUCGACGCUGAAACAUCGAACGAUUUUACAACUCCAGAUCGAAACAUUUUGCCAGCCAACUCAACGCCAAGCGUCAUUCACGAGCAGUUUGGAGAAGCCUGGAAAGCCAAUAAAUCGGCCUGGAUAUUUUCAGUCUAUGAAUACUAUGUUCAGAUUGAAAACGACACUGAACAUGGAAAGGGUCUUGUACCCCAAUAUGAAGCAAACUUCCCCACUGAAGCCGAAAGAAUCGAAGCCGAAACGAUUUGUAAAAAAGAUGCUGCCUGCAUUCUGGACGUCUUCCUGACUGGACCCGAAAUUGCCCAGGUUUACUCUGAGUUGGAACAAAAAGCGGCGAACGUUUCCUUCUGGAACGAAGUGGCAGUGGCAGUCGAACAGCGUGAAAAUGUGAUAGCUGCUCUUACUACUGAUGCUCAACCACAAACAGAAGGAGCUACACAAGCUUCGACGGAAAAAGCAGAGCUCCGGACAGCGUCUAUUUCUUUGGCAUCAUUGUCCGCAGAAACCCCGGCCACAACAGAGCCGCAAAAGCUCACGACAACAACUUCGACUCUGGCAACAUUGUCCACAGAAAUACCCACCACAACAGAGCCGCAAAAGCUCAUGACAACAACUUCGAGGCCCGUUGUUUCAAUCCGAGAAACCGAGACAGCAGAACAAUCUAAUGUCCAACUACAAACUGUGCUGAUGGUGUUUUCAGCUGCAGUGGCUUCAGCUAUUGUUUUAGCGACAUUGGCAACACUUGCGUGGUUGUUGAAAUUCAGAGUUUCAGCGAGAAUUACUCCGAGCUGUUGAGUUGAUGAAAAGAUAAAAAUGGAACCUGAUCUAAACUACAUUUUAUAAUUGGAUAAAUUGGAUACUUUACCACUGUAAAAAAUUUAUUAUUAACCAAUCAUAAUCCAUCUAACUAACAACCCACUUAUUUGUAAGUGCUGAAAUUACUUGUAAUUUCAGCA